Molecule: messenger RNA, 1419 nt
Organism: Colletotrichum chrysophilum
Lineage: Eukaryota; Fungi; Ascomycota; Sordariomycetes; Glomerellales; Glomerellaceae
Exons: 2
Coding region: 1-1419 (472 amino acids)
Source: RefSeq, a predicted model, not a curated record
AUGGCCUCACCCGCAGCACAGGCGUACAGCGUCGAGGUCUACGAGACCGUGGAGACCAACAACAUCAAAGAGACCAUCGAGGUCACCUCCGUCGACAAGGAUGGUGAAACGCAAGUUGAGAAGGUCGAAGUCGAGCUGCCGGCAUACCACACAGCCCCACCAUGGCAGCUUCUGUGGGAUGACUUGAAGCUCUUCAUCCUGAAGGCUUACAAGCUCCCUGUCGUCGUGUUCCCGUUGGCCUACCCGCCUCGCCUCAAAACCAAUUACCCGGCUCUGGAUCAGGCCUGGGUCCCUCACAUGAUUCGAUUUGGCGCCGUCAACCGCGCCGUCACCUACUUCCAGAAGAGGUUCCAACAUUUCAUCGACCCUUUUUACCCCUCUGGUGAGAUGGACGAGCUCUACCCCUCCGUCGGAAACCUCAUCUGUCUGGCUGCUCACACCGUCCUGAUCGCCACUCAACUCGCCUUUCUUUUGUCUCUCCCUUUCAUCGCAACCUUCCCGUUCACCGCGGUCCUGCCCUACGCCAUCGCCUUCGUUACCAUCAACUACCUCGCCUGCAUUCCUCUCAACUCUGGUGUCACGAAGGGUAUUCUCAAGUCUCACGGGACCACCGAAUCCGACAACUGGGCCAAGUACGAGAAGGAGGAGUGGAUCUUCCUUAACGGUGUCUCUGUUGGAGCUGGAAUCAUUUUCGACACCAUCCAGUGCCUCGUGGAGAGAUGCUUCUACUUCGGCACAACCGACACCAGAGAGUGCUACGCUCUCAUCGCCGGGGCUCUCACCAAUCCCGUCAAGGAUCGGGUCGUUCUCAUUCUUCACUCUCAGGGCGGCCUUGAGGGCAGCAUCAUCCUCGACUGGCUCCUCUCCCACUGCGCCCGCAAGGACCUCAAGAAGCUUGAGAUCUACACCUUUGGAAACGCUGCCAACCACUUCAACAACCCCAAGAUCGACGAGGGCGAGUACGUCGUCGGACAUAUUGAGCACUACGCCAACGACGGUGACUUUGUCGCCGAAUGGGGUGUCACCCACUUCAAGUCUCUGAUUUCCAAGCAGGCCAAGGAGGCCAAGAACCACUCCAAGAAGUUCCACCUCCACAAGCGUCAAUCGCAUGAAACUGCCAUUGGCAGCAUUCUCGGUGUUACCGCCAGACAGAACAACUUCAGCGGACUUCUCUUCAAGAACAAGGGCAAGUGGGGCCACCUGCUUAACCAGCACUACCUGGACAGAAUCCUCCCUCUUAACGACACUUUGACUGGUGUCGUUGAGAGCAAGGACGGUUGGGGCAACAAGCACUUCCUUGAUGCCGCCAUGGUCCAGGGCAGAGGCCUCCGCAAAGGCGACAAGAACAAGGUGGCCAAUGAAAGCAGACUCUGGAAAUACAUCAACGGCAGGGAGCCUGGCAUGGUCAACGGCAACUAA